Penicillium subrubescens is the source of this 507-nucleotide messenger RNA. RefSeq lists its product as uncharacterized. The transcript has a single exon. The coding region runs from base 1 to 507 and encodes 168 amino acids. The record is from RefSeq and is a predicted model, not a curated record. NCBI's taxonomy places the organism in Eukaryota, Fungi, Ascomycota, Eurotiomycetes, Eurotiales, Aspergillaceae.
AUGCUACGGGCCAGUCGAAACGAGUAUGCCCCAUUGCGCCGGAUUCCCGCAAGCAGCAUCAAGCAUGCCUCAUUUGGCCUUAUUACUGCCAAAGUCCUUUGGCACUUCAGGACCCCAGACAGACAAUGGCCCCACAUGUUCUCUCCUUGUUGGAUUUUCUUGGUUCACGACGUCCCCGUCUGCAUAGUGCUCAAUUUUAAAGCCACUGCUGUCGUACCAGUAGUCAAAAAUCUGGCUACCCAGGAUAUGACGCCCCACCCCCCAGACGGCCUUCCACCCCUUCUUUGCAAGGUACUGAUGACCCAUCAGCUGCUCAUCAAAAUUGGCAACCUCGAACGAGCUGUGGUGAAGGUACGUCUUGCGGACGUUUGGGGGUGCCCGCUGGAGGAACAGGCUAUGAUGGUCGGAGAAUUCAGGCCCAAGGUCGAGGUGCAUGAAGGUCAGAACGUCGACGUGUGGGAAUUGUGGGAGAUUGAGGAUGUCCGAAUGUACGAAGUUGAAGUUUAA